This is a messenger RNA of Hypanus sabinus (Atlantic stingray), 6764 nucleotides long. Its product is annotated as rab11 family-interacting protein 1-like. The coding region runs from base 97 to 4779 and encodes 1560 amino acids. The record is from RefSeq and is a predicted model, not a curated record. Gene Ontology annotation, biological process: regulated exocytosis. Gene Ontology annotation, cellular component: mitochondrion; phagocytic vesicle; secretory granule. The transcript is spliced from 6 exons. Gene Ontology annotation, molecular function: small GTPase binding. NCBI's taxonomy places the organism in Eukaryota, Metazoa, Chordata, Chondrichthyes, Myliobatiformes, Dasyatidae.
CCAUCCUCCCUCCCUCUCUCUCAGAGUGCACUCUAUUUUUCCCGUGCCCCUGUCAUACCCUCUGCCACCCACAGCCGGCCGGAGCACCUUUCCCGCAUGUCGUGUCCGCCCGGUGCGGUCUCCCCGCCCCGCCUGACGUCAGCGACCCCGGGGUGGGGGCGGCUCCCGGUGCGGCAGCGGGGAGCUCGGGUAGCGGACAAUCCGGAGGCGAUGGCCGGGAGCCCGGAGGCGUCCGCUGGCCAGUACUGGCCGCCCAGCCGCGUCCAGGUGACGGUGCUACGGGCCAGGGCGCUGCGAGCGAAGGGCAAGCAGGGCUGCAGCGACUCCUUCACCGUCAUCCAGCUGGGCAAGGAGCGGUUCUGCACGGUGGUGGUGGAGCGGAGCCUGGAGCCGGUCUGGAAGGAGGAGUGCUCCUUCGAUCUGCCGCCCGGCUGGCUGGAGACCGGCGCCGCCCUGCAGCUGCAGCUCACCGUCCUGCACCGCUCGCUGAUGGGGCUCGACAAGUUCCUGGGGCAGCUCACUCUCCCGCUGGCCGCCGUCUACGAGGACAACAGCAAGAAACCCAGGUGGUAUAAGCUGUCCUCGAAGCCCAGUCAGAAGGAGAAGGAACGAGGAGAGAUCCAGGUCAGCAUUCAGUUUGUCCGCAACAACCUGACGGCCAGCAUGUUCGACCUGUCCUCGAAGGAGAAGCAUCGGUCGGCCCUGGACAAACUCAAGGACAAGGUCAAGGGCAAGAAGAGGCACGAGAGCCUGUCGGCGGAGUCUGCCUCGGCCAUCGUCCCGAGCAGUGUGAUGCAGAUCACUAGCGACGAGGAGUUCAGUGAGAAGGGAACACCAGAGAAAAAGUCCAAGAAGAGCUUCUUCUCAAAGCACAAGCUUCACAGGUCGUCACUGACCAAGUCCAAUACUUCGCUGAGCUCACAGCAGAGCAUGAAAUCUUUGGAAAGCAUGAGUAGUAACACCGGGAUAACCAACCUGCCAUCUCCGAAAUCCACCACCUCUCCUGGCAUCUUCCAUCCUCCGCAAACCAAGCCAAUAGACACCAAUCCAUCCUUAGCCAAGGUCCUGACACACAAGAGAGCGCUCAGUGAUGAGGUGAACCAGGCACUCAUAAGCAAUAUGGAUCACUUGGCUCCCAAGACAAGUCCCAUCUCCAGAUCACUGGUCUGCAUCAACGGUAGUCACAUCUACAGCGAAGAGCAUUCCUCAAAUUCCGCCUCCGGUUUAUUCCCAAAGUCUUCCCCUCUGUCCCGUUCCUUCCAGAGUGUCACCACAAAGGCUGGGGAACCUUGGCGGCGGAAUUCAUUCACGGAACCUAAUAAGAAGCAGGGGGAUGCGGGCGAUGGGGAGAAUCCGGAGUUCAAGAUGGCGCCCCCGGUCAUCACGGUGAAUGAUGAGGUUCAGGACCUGGGAGCAAAGGGCCGGAAGAAGGAGGCGGGUGGAAGUGUGCAAGGGACCAAGCCGGUGCACAUCGCUGCUCCUAUUAUUUCCACCGUGGAGCCCAUGAUAAACAGCGCCCCACCCCAAGCCAAGAGGAGUGGCAUCCUUCUGUUCGGAAGUGACAGCAAGGACUCUGAGGCCAGACGAUCCCGGACACCAUCUCCUGUGAGGAAAAGCAGUUCGUUGGCUGAAAAAACAAAACCCAGUGGAUGGUUUCAGAAGGAGGCCAAUCACAAACCAAGUUUAAACUUUGGGGCUCCAGAGAUGUCCGAUGCAUCGAUGCCUUCUCCAAGCACCGCUGGCUCCACUGAAAGAGGCUGGUCAGCCGUUGAAGUACCUGCAGCUGAAGAAUUGAUUCCCUGCAGUCCUCCUUCAUCUACACCGGCAUCCGCUGUGACCACAGCGAGCACGAGCUGCGUCCACGUAUUGGAGCCAUCAGCUAUGUCCGGUCCACCAGCAGUCCCAGACGUAGCCAAGCAGCCUGCUGCCUUCCUUUCCCCAGGACUUGAUGCUGAGAUCAGAGAUCGAGAAGUGCUCUCACAAUGGAUGCCCACAAGCGCUGUGCCAGUGGGCAACUCGAGUGUUCCAGUGGCUUCUGCUGUGCCAAGGAAAAUUGAAACAGUGAGUCUGGAGGGAGGUGAUGCAAAGAGCUCAUUGGUGCAAUUCCCUCUGCACGUUUGCACGUUGGUGCAAAGAGCUGAACUUAACGUCAAAACGAGUCCUUUGGUUGCACAAGUACACGCCGGGCCCAAAAGUGGCAGCUGUCCGACGAACUUGUCUGGCUCAAGGACUGAGAAUGACAUGUCCUCCGGUGUGAUUUGGGACAGUGAAGUUACAGUGGAUGCAGAUUUGAAAACCCAUUCUGUACUGAAUGCUUUUCCUCCAGCCAUGCCUCCCGUGAUGCAAAGCAGCACCUUUGGUGACAGGGGCCUCGAAACGAAAGCCAACCUCACGGAUCAUCUGGAAGAGAUUCUGGCUGAACGACCUGGACAGAGUGAUGCAGACAUACCUUCAGUGCUGCCGGAGGGGGGCAGGAGUGUGAGCGAGGCUGAAAGUAAGCUGCAGGUUGUAGCCACAUCCCCAGACAAGGCCCAAGGUGAUGCGUGCCCAGAUUCUCCACCUGACAGGGUUGGUGCAGGGUGUGAGGGUGGACCAGAAGGUAGAUCGCAGGAGGUAGCCGCGCCCCGUGAGGAGCAACUCCAGAUCAGUGCGGACCAAAGGAAUGCCAUUCCUCACCUGACCGGCCCACCACCUCCGAAGCCACCCAGGUUGCUUGUGUACACCAGCCCGGCCGAGGGGGAUGGGGCCAGCGUGCCGGAGGAUCGACAGGAGAUAAAGAUGCCAUUUGGCUGCGUGGCGACAGCUCUGCAGUUAUCAGAACAACAGGUAGACCGAGGGUUCGAACAAAGAGCCUCCCUUGUGGUCUCCAGCCCAGCUGCUGAUGAGGUAAAUCCUGAACGGACUGACUCUUGCUCCACACCGUCUGACGCUGAGGAACCAGUUAGACCAUCAAAUGAGGCGGUAACCAAGGGGAAGGCCUCUUGUGGGACCUUUGAGCUGAGCCUAAAUGAAAACACAGGGUUUGAGCACUACAAGACCUGUCUUUCGAAACUCUCUGCAGAGGGAAUAGACGUCUCAAUUGGCAGUGAUGGAAAUUCAAGCAAAUUGGAUGUUUUUCAGCAAACUCCAUCUUCAGGGCUAAUUGAAGUCCACCAGCCAUGUCAACUUGUCAAAAUGCAGCCCGCUGCAAUGAAAACAACUGCUGGUGUAAACUCAGAGGAGACUGUCUCAGUGGUCGAGGAGAGUCUGCUGGCAGGUCUGAAGAGACAGCCGGCACUUCCCGAAAGGGAAGACGGCGUGGCCUGGCCUGAUCAGACUGACCGUUCAGAGCAGGUUUUCCUCACGGCCAUCGAGGGUCUGCCGGGCACGCCUGACCCCCCAUUAAAUGAGCGCGAGGGGACGUUGACAAGCGGGGAGGAGUUCCCUGGAGAGUUGAAGACUCAGGAGGAAGAUGGUGCAGGGAAGGAAGGGGGGGAGCCUUCUGCGCAGAGAGACUCGAUGGAAGCGCUCACCACGGAAGCGGAGAGGAGAUGCCAGCAGGCCGAGGCUGUGCAUCUCGAGGCCAGGAUCAGCUCUUCAGAGUUCAGUGAGCUAUUAACAGCUGGGACGAAAAUGGAACAGCACACUGGGGGAGUAGCAUGUGUGUUGGAGCCCUGUGCCGGGGGAGAGGAUUCUGUGUUAAAGCAGUCCGGAGGGGGAGAGGAACCUACCCUGGAACAGUCUGCUAGGGGAGAAGAAUCUGCCUCGGAACUGUGGCCCAACGGAGAGGAACUCUUGUUGGGGCAGCGAGGCAGUGAAGAGGAAUUUGUUUCACAACAGCCUCCUGGGGAAGGGGAACCUUUCGUGGCAGAGAAUUUCCCCACUGCAUCAUGCCCACCUUUGACCAUAAAAGAGAGCCAAGGACGGGUAACAGGAAAGGCAGGCAUCUUGCCCCACGGCGGGCAUCUGUCUGCCCACAACACUGACUUUCAGGCCUUUAAUGACCAGAAGCCCGAGGUGCAGGGGGAUUCCUCAGCAGGAUCCCUCAGACAUUCUGCUGCCAGUGAGACCUCCUUCGAGGAGGGGCUGAGCUUCAAGGACCUUCACCUCCAGUCCGCACCACCCCUCCUGCACGCCACUAACCUCACAGUAGAGCGGACAGGACCCCUUGCACGAAGUAACAAGCCUGUGGCCUUCUCCACUCCUCACCCUGUGGCCGUCACUAACCCUAGAAUAACUGACCUUCCCUCCCCCAUCCUGCCCCCCUCCGACGGUGCCCCGCCCCCUGGGGCCACCCAACGCUCGCUGCAGAACGGUGGUUCGAACGUGGCUCCGCUCACGGUUUUACCUCGGGAGACACGGCCAGCUAAGAUACCCUUCCCGCAGCAGCGGAUCAGCCCUCACCCCGUGAAGCCAAUCACUGCCACGACCCUCGAGGUGACAGAGAAGAAAUCUGGCCGAUCGUGUAUCAGCAACACACUGUCCAGUGGGCUGGAGAAACUGAAGAUCGUGACCACUGGGAAUAGCAGCCCUGCCAAGUUACCUGUGGCUGGGCAGGAGGAUCGGGAGGAAGUAAAGGAAUGUAAGGUGGUGGACCCCGCAGAGCACUACUACCACCUCACACAUGACGAGCUCAUCAAAAAGAUCCUGCAGCAGGAAUCGGAGCUGCAGAAGAAGGAAGAGCACGUGCGAGAUCUGGAGGAGUAUAUCGACCUCUUGCUAGUGCAGAUUAUGGAGCAGAAUCCUAGCAUUCUCCAGUCGGUCAGUGAGAAGAUGAAGAACAAGGCAUCGACCAAAUAAUUCAUUCUUCCUGACUGAGUGCUUGUUGGAAUGACAUGCAAGUAGCGCACCAGAUAUAAAAUAAUGACAUUCUUGGUGCAAAAUGAUCUAUUGAGGAUCAUUUUGCAUUAAGAGGGGGCAGCAGUAAAGAGGUGGGACGGAGGAACAAGGUUCAGUAGAGUCUCUGUUUGAGACUUUGUUUUCACAAUUAAUAUUGGAGGCAAAUUGCUUAGAUUUAUAUGCAUAAGAAGUUCUGACAUAGAGCAACUCUUUCUUAGCUGGCAUUGAUGAGUAUACUACAAAACAGAAAUGAUCAAUUCUUCUUUUGCCGCGGCCACAGUAUGACUGCUUUGCGAAAUGAAGCGAAUAUUUGGGGAAUCUUCCGAGGGAGAUAUCUUUGCUAGGUGUGAGGAAAAAUUGCAGGUGUUAACUGCAUCUAACCCAGCUCCUGUGUCUUUGCAAACUAUCUGAGAUAUUAUAAUUUAAUGGUGUGUUUCCCAUUCACACCUCUCUAGCCAAAUAGUUCUAGUACUUCGGGAAAGGUAUGUACUGUUGGCAAGACUAAUUCCAGUUACCCAAACUAAGCUGACCUGGUGAUUCUCUUUCUCCAGUUUGUUCAGACUGGAAAGCCCUUGUAAAUAACUAGGAAUGAGAACUAUCCUCUAUGCAAUAUCAAUGCCACACUAUUAUGCUGUAAAAUUGGUGGAAUGGGUGCUACCAAAAAUGUACUGAAGCCGAUGCUUUGCUCAUCUGGCCCGACACCAGGCACUGCUUAAGGAACGGCAUCUCGGUGACUGCAGCAUCCUGUGCCGUCCUUUGGAUGCACUAGACUUUAUAAAGGUAGCAAGAUCUGUUCAAGGAAUGGUCCUUUGAGAUGACUAGAGAGCGUGAAUUUGCCACUGUCAAAUAUGAGAGCACUUUCCAGCUAGGUCUGAAUUAGCAGCGGAGCAAGAGCUUAUUUUUGCCCCUUACCAUCCACCACCAGCCCCUGGCACUGUGAUGUGUCUGUGCUGCAAAUCCACUGGCUUCUGGUCUAAGUGGUCGUCGGGGAUGGUGGGAUAGUAGAAAAACGCAACCGUCCAAUUUCUUCUGAGGCAGUUGCAUUUGUUGGAGAGAGAGAAGUGUGGUGGUGCACCUGCCUUCCCAUUGGCGACGCACAGACAUGCACACACACACUUCAGCAAACAGUCAAGAAUCUGAUCACGUGAAGAAUAGCUUUUCUGGUGCUUUUUCAUCUUGAAGAAAAAGAUUACACGUUUUAACAGGAACUGAGAAGAAGACUGUACCAAGUCUCUCAGGAAAUUGAUGAGUAAUACAGCUGCAGUUAUUUUUGUAAGGGGACGGGUGGUUGGGGGGGAGAGUUUGCUUCAGUCUCUAUGCUGAACGCCGUCUAUAAAGAUUACUUAUAGCACGUAUUUUUUGCCUUAUUAUAUUUUGUAUACUCCUAUUGUAGGUUUAAGUAAUUAAAAGCUGCCUGUUCUCAAAGCAAAUCCAUCGAGAUAAAGUUAAAUCUGAGUUAAUUAAAAUUAACUGAAAUAAAGUUAGAGAUUCGAUAUCCUGAACAGCACCUUGAAGCUGCUUCUCUGUGGGUCUUGGUAUUAAAUCGCAUUGUGCAGAAGCAUUACAAGAAGCAAGUUAUGAUCACCUGCAAAGUUUUAUUGUCAAUGUAUGUCUGGAGGAGUGAACAUGCGUUAAUUUAAAAAGUAAAUAAAUACAUAAUUAUCGCAAGGAUUUGCUUUGAGGUGGGAAAAUUCUGAAUCAUUCUCCACUUCCUUAAAACCUCAGUGUCGACUGUAGAGAGCCCUACCAAACUCUGCUGCACACAGCUCGUUGGCAUCUCACGAUGUCCUGCCCUAUUAUCAGGUGUAGAAGCCUAUUUCUUCAAUUGCCUUUGCUGCGUAACUGGUGUAUAUAUAUAUAUAUAUAUAUAUAGAAAUGAGCCUUCAAAAUUGCUACCUGUUAAUAAAAAUAUAUUAAGAAAUAAUAAAAGUAGCUUUUUUCCAAGA